AUGUCGUCCGCCGUAUUAAGUACCGCUGCCUUGAUUAAGGCAGAAGGCGGGUUCUCGCCGCCAUGCAUCGAUUUAUAUGCCUGGUAUAAUUGCGCCAAUACACCGGCCACCCCCGGACAGGACAUAGAGGUUCCCGACUUAACGGAAUACCUGUUAACGUCUAUCGUUGAAAGCACAUCUGAACCAACGGCACAAAUAUCCGGCUUAAUACGCCCGUCAGCCGCCGGCCCGCAGCUGCUGCUUGGCGCCAACGCAUCCUGGGCAGUGACAUUGCUAACCAAAAGUGAAAGAAAAAAUAUUAUUGGUUUCUUUGGCGAUGCAAUGCAAUCAAUUUACGAAGAUGGUAUUGGAAAUUUAGAUGAAUAUAAAGGAGAUGGUGUAGAUACUGUAAAUGAAAUUCCCAAAAAACAGAAUAGAAGAAACCCUCAACUG
Molecule: messenger RNA, 432 nt
Organism: Ostertagia ostertagi
Lineage: Eukaryota; Metazoa; Nematoda; Chromadorea; Rhabditida; Trichostrongylidae
Source: the annotation of a GenBank genome assembly